Messenger RNA from Lymnaea stagnalis (great pond snail), 1362 nucleotides. The record is from the annotation of a GenBank genome assembly. Lineage: Eukaryota; Metazoa; Mollusca; Gastropoda; Lymnaeidae.
UUGUUUACAAGGUACCAUAGUGUCAAUUAUGAAUGUGGCUUAACGGCAGGAAGUCGACCCGAGGUCUUGUCCUUGACCUUCAACGCUACGGAUACGCCAACCAAUCGGCUGGAAGUGAUCUAUCCUAGACAGCACGCGAGAAACUUCACCGUGUGCUACGCCGCCCUGCACCACUUCAACACACCUACACACCUCAUCACGUCGCUGAUGUACAACCGGGUGCUCGGCGCCCAGCAUUUCUACGUGUACAACCACAGCGUCUCCAACACGACGGACGCCGUGCUGCGUCACUACCAGAGGCUCGGACUCCUCACCGUCAUGCCGUGGCCCCUGCCCACCCUGGAGGUUUGGUACUACGGUCAGAUUCUGGCCAUCAACGACUGCGUCUACAGGAACACGUUCGUCUCCAGAUUCGUCGUCAUUCAGGACACGGAUGAGUACAUCGUGCCGAACCGUCACGGCUCUUGGCUGGAGCUCAUCAACGCUGUAGACGCUGGCCGAGCCAAAGGCAAAGUCCCACCUUUGGGUUCCUACAUCUUUGAGUCCAGCCUGCACUGCAACAAUCCCAGGCCUUGGGAGUGGGAGAAGGUAAAGAAAGACUUCUCCAUUUCGCCGGAGGAUGAGAAGUUUAUAAGGAGACACUCCCUGCUCCCGUUUAUUCAACUCCAUAGGAUGGAUUACAUUUAUAAAUAUAAGUCACGGACCAAGGCCAUAGUGAGGCCUGAGCUGAUCCUGUACGCCGGGAUUCACUACACGCGCAAGCACAGGGAGAGGGCGCAGCUGACGGUGGUCAGCAAUGACCUGGCCAUUGUCCAUCACUUCAGUAAGAAGCGCAGGACCCAGGUGGUCGACACGACCACGUUAAAGUUCAAGGAUCAGGUAUUUCCUAUGGUCAAGAGAUCCAUAGAGUCGUUUGAGUUCCUCGCUGGGACAGUGACGUAAGUGUGGUGAAGUUGCCAAAGAGACGUCAUGUUUGUGUUGUUUUGUUUCUAUAGAAAAUGACGACCAGUCUGUCUUUUUUUAUCGUUUGUGAGGGGACAUAGCAUAGUUUUUAAAACAAUAUUCAGCCAUGUACCCCCUCUCUCUCUCCGCUUGUGGACAUUCUUAAAACUGUUGAAAUCACUAUUAACAAUUUCCGCGCUGGAAACUAUUUGACGCAAGAAAAAUCAGAGUACAACAUUCCAUUUAAAAGAAAAGAAAGAAUUAAAAUGAUUUUUAUGACAAUGUUAAGACCCGAACCUGUAUUUAUAAUUUUAUUUACAUUUAGGUGCUGAAUGUAAGAGAUGAUUGGAUACUACGGACAAUUUAUGUUGAUUGCGGGUACAGACUGCAUAUUGUGUAGAUGCGUUUUAAAAAGUCGAC